Molecule: messenger RNA, 636 nt
Organism: Propithecus coquereli (Coquerel's sifaka)
Lineage: Eukaryota; Metazoa; Chordata; Mammalia; Primates; Indriidae
Product: V-set and transmembrane domain-containing protein 1-like
Exons: 7
Coding region: 1-636 (211 amino acids)
Cellular component (GO): plasma membrane
Source: RefSeq, a predicted model, not a curated record
AUGAUCACGGAGUUCCUGUCCCUGCUCUGCCUUGGGCUGAGUCUGGGCCGUGAAGAGGACAAGAUUGAGAGGCUUCCCAAGCCCUCCCUCAGCGCCUGGCCCAGCUCGGUGGUUGGAAGCAACAGCAGCGUGACCCUGACGUGCCAGGCUCCGCUCCGGAAUGCAACGUUCGAGCUGCGCAAGGUGAACGACCCCGGGUACAGGCGGGAGCGGAGCUCAGCAGACCGGGGAGCUGAGUUCCCCCUCACCCGCCUGGGGCCUGAGGAUGCCGGGAGGUACUUCUGUGUCUACAAGACCAGGGCCUCCCGCGAGUGGUCGGAGAACAGCGAGCACGUGCAGCUGGUCAUCACAGAUAAACAUGAUGAACUUGGAGGUCCCUCAAUAAAAAAAGCAGACGCCAGAAUCGUCUUUUUCGCCACCGUCAGCUGCAUCUCCAUCAUUCUUCUCUUCCUCUCAGUCGUCUUCAUCUACAGGUACACUCAGCAAGAACCAGCCAUUCCGAAUCUCCCAAGCAGGAUGCUACGGACCGAAGACCCCCAGGGAGUGAGCCAUGUUGAGCUGAAUGCCAGUGCACUGUCUGAGGCAGCUUCUUUCCCCACCGAGGAGCCCCAGGACCUGUUGAAUAUGCAACACUGA